UCCGGCGAGUCGAGCCGUGGCGAAGAUCCAAAUCGACAAGUGCACGCCAGGCGAAUCUCCCUUUUUCCACCGGAUGCGAGUGUCAUUCUCCCUUAUCUGGCAGACUGACAGUGCGCUAUCCACGACCUUGAGACCGUCCACUUACUGGAGGAGGAGAGAGUCUGAUCGGGACGGAGGUGGUAAUUAGAGGAGCAGUGGAAAAAGGAGGAGGAGGAAAAGAGAAAAGAAUAGUCACACGGACGGGUAGCUGAAACGAGCGAACUUAUCACAACUGCUGCGGGCGAAGCCGGAAAACGCGGCGGCGACGCGUCGCGGGAGGUGGAUCCUCGUCGUUUCCCGUUGUUUCGCGCACGUCGUUGCCCGUUACUCCGUUCCGCCGGCGAGGAGGCCGGCCGUUUUCGACGUUGCAUUCCCGCUUCUGUGCCCGUUGGGAUUGAUCGACCCAAGACUCCCUUUAUUCGAAGUACCAGAUAAACAGAAGGAAGUAUGAGCAAUCCCUACGCCGCGGUGUAUCCGCCGGGUCCGGGGUAUCCCGAGUUACAACAGCCGCCGAUCGCGACGGCACCGCCACCCGGUAUGUUCCCGAUGCCGAUGCCGAUGCCGCAGCCGCAGUCGCAGCCGCAGCCGCAGCCGCAGCCUCAUCCAAACGCAGCCGUAAUGCCGCAAGGUGGCUGGUCACCGCCGAGUACGACAUAUCCGUCAGGCUUGGAAUACCUUAUGGGCCUUGAUUACCUUUUCGUGGACCAGAAAGUUGAGCUGUUAGAAGCUUUCACCGGAUUUGAGACUAAAAACCGAUUCGCUGUUAUGGACAUGAUGGGCAAGCCGGUAUUCUACGUAGCCGAGGAGUCAGGCAUCUGUUCGCGAAUGUGUCUGGGCUCGGCUCGUCCCUGUGAAUUCUCCGUGUUCGAUGUGAACGGACGGGAGGUCCUUCGCAUGAUUCGACCUUUCAGAUGUGACAGUUGCUGUUGCCCCUGCUAUUUGCAGGUCAUGGAAGUAUAUUCCGGUGGCAUACUGCUCGGCAGCAUUACCCAAGAGUGGAGUCUUCUGCGACCAACGUUCUCCGUCCGCGACGCGAGCGGCAACCCAGUGCUGAUAAUAAAAGGGCCGAUCAUUCGUUUGUGCGUCGAAGUAGCUUUCAAGGUGAAAUCUUUAGACGAGAAACAUAAUGUAGGCAUGAUUCAGAAGCGCUGGAGCGGAUUCGCUCGGGAGGUUUUCACCGAUUCUGAUAAGUUCGGUAUAAAGUUCCCGCGAGACCUCGAUGUGAAGAUAAAGGCCGUACUGUUGGGAGCAUGUUUUUUGAUAGACUUUAUGUACUUUGAGGAUCGCAGUGGACACAACUAGCCAGCAGUGGAUUGCUAGCUGCGAUUGUUAGUUUAUCGUCACCGUCGAAGUUUGUGCCUCGUGAUGUUGGAUAUUUCAAAGGAUACUCGAAAGCUUUAAGCGUCCUUAGUGUUACAAAACAGAUAUUUAGGUACACAAUGCGAUUAACCGUGUGAUAACGCGCAUAUUCAAAACAGAAUCUUAUUAAUCGUUAAUCAUGAGAUUAAUAAUGAAACUAGGAGAUUUUUUUUAAUACUUUCCAAAUGUUAAUAUUUUCUAUAUAUACUCACUUUAUAUUCUACAUAUAUAUGUAAGGUACUUUUACUAUUUUUGUAAGGUACUUUUACUUACUUAAUUACUUAUUUACUUGAAUUAAACAUUAUUUUUUUAAUAUAUGUCCGUAACAGUAAUCAACGUAGAGGUCACAGUCGUGAAGAGGUAAUUAAGAUUUUUGUCUUUGAGAACGAAGUUCGAUCUUGUGAAGCUCUCUAUCAUAUGAAAGUCAUUUAUCUACCCCGUCUCCUUAAAUAUUGCAACUCAGUGAUUUAUAAAAAUCGUAAAUUAUGUUACUCUGCUGUAUCUUAUACCUGUAUAUUUUAUUAUUUUUGUUUUCUUCCUGUAGAUUUAAGCUAUCUUUCGAAUUUGCACAAUGAGUAAUAAUAUAUAGCAUUAUGCGAUUUCUCCAAGAUGCAUUAUCGCCAGAAACGGAUUAUAGACGUCAAAAUGCAACUUUGUCCCACAAGAAUAUUAUUUAGCGUAUGCAUGUGUGUUUAUGUACGUGUUUUGCAAGAUAUAUAUUUUAUAAAGCAUAUUUCGAAACUUA
Molecule: messenger RNA, 2143 nt
Organism: Odontomachus brunneus
Lineage: Eukaryota; Metazoa; Arthropoda; Insecta; Hymenoptera; Formicidae
Product: phospholipid scramblase 1-like
Exons: 8
Coding region: 487-1341 (284 amino acids)
Biological process (GO): plasma membrane phospholipid scrambling
Cellular component (GO): plasma membrane
Molecular function (GO): phospholipid scramblase activity
Source: RefSeq, a predicted model, not a curated record